Molecule: messenger RNA, 465 nt
Organism: Penicillium macrosclerotiorum
Lineage: Eukaryota; Fungi; Ascomycota; Eurotiomycetes; Eurotiales; Aspergillaceae
Exons: 2
Coding region: 1-465 (154 amino acids)
Source: RefSeq, a predicted model, not a curated record
AUGCCCCUAUUUAAUGACAAAGAGGAAAACUUUGCUCCGGAUGACGACUCAAAUGGUGAAGUGAUCCUUCAUACCGACGUUGGGCACAUUGUGUCACUCUUCACGCUUGGCGAGCCUGCAAGUGACGGCGAAAGCCUGCUUGCGAGCGGUAUUGGCGAGCGAUUGGUCAAUUUCCAGGUAUGCAAAACAGACCUCUCUGCCCGACGAACCUUAUUGGGGCUGAAUCAUUCAGUGCAUCCUGGUAUCUUUCAUUCUCGACCACUGUUGUAUCACCAAUGCUCUUCUAGUGGUGCACCAGAGCGUAUCGUCCUACAAUUCUCCCGAUGCUCAUUCUCGGGAUUUGGCGUACAGCCCAGGCAGGCCUCCUGGGAUCUCUCCAAGAAGAGGUGUUGGACACACUCCACUUUCCCACUGAAAUGUUUCAGAUCGCCAGGGUAUUCCAUAAAGGCGACAUACAGUUUAUAA